Messenger RNA from Orbicella faveolata, 3631 nucleotides. Its product is annotated as dynein axonemal heavy chain 6-like. Lineage: Eukaryota; Metazoa; Cnidaria; Anthozoa; Scleractinia; Merulinidae. Gene Ontology annotation, molecular function: minus-end-directed microtubule motor activity; dynein intermediate chain binding; dynein light intermediate chain binding. Gene Ontology annotation, cellular component: dynein complex. The record is from RefSeq and is a predicted model, not a curated record. Gene Ontology annotation, biological process: microtubule-based movement.
UAGUUUAUGCGUGGCAAUGGAACAUUUAGUUUAUUCUCAGAGUCCCUUAGAAUAUAUGUGGGUUCUCGCCAUAGUUUGAGUAGGUCAAACCACGGGCUGCUCUAUUUUGUAGUUUUUGUAAUUUAUUUCAUAAAGUUAUCCCACAGUUUCCCCAAACAAUGUUGCAAUAGUCAAAGUGUGACUGUAUCAGAGCUUGUUAUAUUAGAUGUAAGGUUGCUUGAGGGACAAGGUGCCUCAUUUGUUUUAUGGCCCCAAUGCUGGAAGCGACUUUCUUUGGUACUUUUUCAAUGUGGCCACUCCAAUCAAGUUUGUCAUCGAUGGUCACUCCAAGUGAUUUUGCAGUAGUCACCUGGCUUACUUGAGAGUCAUUAAUUGCAAGUGUCGGGGAUUCUGUGAGAGUACUUAGCCUCUGCCUAGAUCCAAGAAGCAUGAAUUUGGUUUUAGUCAUAUUUAGAGUGAGUUUGUUUGCUGUCAGCCAAUUUUGAACAUUUUCUAAAUCUUGAUUUAGAUGCAACUGAACAUUGUCUGCAUUGUCACCUGCAUAUGUCCAUCCUCGGUUCAUAAUUUGAUAGAAAGUUCAUACUGUUAUUUAUUUUCAGACUUGAGUUUGGAACUGCCGCUCAACCACCUGCUACUCCUCAAUCAGGAGCAGAAAAACCUGUCACACCAACUGGAGAGAGACCCACUUCUGCCAGUAAGGCUGCUGAAACAAAGACCAAUGACAUCCUGGCUAUGAUCUCACCAGAAGGAGAGAGAGUUGGGCUUACAAAGGGCUUGAAGGCUCGAGGUAAUGUGGAAGACUGGCUGGGCAAGGUUGAGGAGUCCAUGGUGUCCUCCCUCAGGAAACUGGCUAAAGCUUCCAUUGCUGAUUAUGAAAGCAGAGCGAGGGAGGAGUGGGUGACACUUCACCCCAGUCAGAUUGUUCUAACAGUUUCUCAGACCAUGUGGUGUAAGGACAUCACUGAAUGUUUGAUCACAGAAGGUGACAGACUAGAAGCCAUGAAGGGAGCUGAACAGAUGUGUGUUCAGAAUCUAAACAAGCUUGCAGCUUUGGUUCGUGGAGAACUUCCUAAACUAACCAGAAACAUUCUCUGUGCUUUAAUCACUAUCGAUGUACAUGCCAGGGAUAUAGUCACGGGAAUGGUGGAACAUCAGGUUGAUAAUGUGAACAGUUUUGAGUGGGUCAAACAGCUGCGUUAUUAUUGGGAUCCAGAUCUGGACAACUGCGUAGUGCGCAUGUCCAACUCUUUAUACAUAUAUGGUUAUGAGUAUCUUGGUGCUUCAGCUCGCCUGGUUAUCACUCCACUAACGGAUCGUUGCUACUUGUGCUUGAUGGGAGCAUUACAACUUGAUCUAGGAGGAGCACCUGCAGGGCCUGCUGGGACUGGAAAAACUGAGACCACUAAGGAUUUAGCAAAGGCACUCGCUAAACAGUGUGUGGUGUUCAACUGUUCUGAAGGAUUGGACUUUAAAAUGAUGGGACGGUUUUUCUCUGGCUUGGCUCAGUCAGGGGCCUGGUGCUGUUUCGAUGAAUUCAACAGGAUUGACAUUGAAGUGUUGUCUGUUAUCGCCCAGCAGCUUCUCACCAUUAGAAACGCUAAGGUGGCAAAGGCAUCCCGUUUCAUGUUUGAAGGCCGUGAAAUCAAACUCAUUCCAAGCUGUGCAGCAUUUAUCACUAUGAACCCAGGAUAUGCUGGUCGCACAGAAUUGCCAGAUAACUUGAAAGCCUUGUUUAGACCAAUGGCUAUGAUGGUACCAGACUACGCCUUGAUUGCUGAAGUAAUUCUGUACUCGGAAGGCUUUGAAUCUUCUAAAAACCUUGCUCGUAAGAUGGUCCAAAUGUACCGACUGUGCAGCGAACAGCUCUCGCAACAGGAUCAUUAUGACUUUGGUAUGAGAGCAGUCAAGUCUGUGCUUGUUAUGGCUGGGGCGCUCAAGAGAGGAAAUCCAAGUCUGAAUGAAGAUAUUGUAUUGAUAAGAGCUCUCAGGGACAGUAACUUGCCCAAGUUUCUUAAACAGGAUGCUGAGCUCUUUAGAGCCAUCCUAUCAGAUCUUUUUCCUGGCAAGGAGAUUCCAGAUCACGAUUAUGGCAAAUUGCAGGCCACCAUAGAAGAUUGCUUGCUAAAGAAGGGUUGUCAGGUUGUUCCAUCUAUGGUGAAAAAGACAAUUCAGUUGUAUGAGACAAUGAUUGUUAGACAUGGUGUUAUGACUGUAGGACCCACUGGAGGAGGAAAGACUACAAGCUAUGAGAUACUUAAAGACACUCUCACGACGUUGCACGAUGAAGGAGAUGAAAACCCUUAUUACCAAAAAGUGCGUACAUACGUGCUGAAUCCCAAGGCUGUUAGCAUGGGUGAGCUUUAUGGAGAGAUUAACAAGCUUACAAUGGAGUGGAGAGAUGGACUCAUGGCUAUCACAGUCCGAGUCUGUGUUCAGGACACAACUGAAGACCACAAGUGGAUUGUAUGUGAUGGGCCUGUGGACGCCUUAUGGAUCGAAAACAUGAACACAGUUUUGGAUGACAAUAAGAUGCUUUGUUUAGCCAACAGUGAGAGAAUCAAGCUCAACAACACUAUGCAUAUGUUGUUUGAGGUGCAGGAUCUUGCCGUGGCCUCUCCUGCCACAGUCAGCCGGUGUGGUAUGGUGUACAUGGACCCCAAUGAACUAGGAUGGAGGCCUUAUGUUAAGUCUUGGAUGCAAAGAACUUGUACAAAAAUUAAAGAUGAAACCAAGGAAUAUCUCAUGAACUUGUUUGAGAACUACGUGGACAAUGGACUGAACUUUGCACGGAAGAAAUGUGUGCAAGCCAUGCAGCAGGUGGACAUAAACAAAGUGACAACUAUGUGUUGUCUUCUGGAGAGCUUUUUCUUCCCGGAGAAGGGUGGUCCAGAUUUCAACAUGGAUACAAACAAGCUGCAUUCCCUCAUCUGUACCACGUUUCUCUUCGUCUUUCUAUGGAGUGUAGGUGGUAACCUGGUCGAGACCUCCAUGGAUGCUUUUGACACAUUUACAAGGGACUUGUUCUCAGAUACACAUGAUGUUAAGUUGCCAGGCUCAGGUGAUCUUUUCAGCUACUUUGUGGACUUUGACACACGCCGCCUUGAACCAUGGGAAAAGAUCAUUCCCUCAUUCAAGUACAGCUCAGCUAUACCGUACUUUGACCUGCUAGUGCCCACUGUGGAUACCGUCCGGUUUGGCUUCCUGAUGGAGAAACUGCUGGCUAUUAACAGGUCUGUCAUGUUUACUGGAACUACUGGUGUCGGCAAGGUAAGACUGUCUUUAAAUCACCUGUAUGGUCACAUGCAACUGAAAGCUUUUUAAGGUCAUGUCAAAUGACCUAUCGAUGCAACGCUUUGAUCUGGCCCCAGAAGUCACUUGUAUAUUGUGACUUCAACUUCUCCCUCUCGCAUGACUGUUCACGCUAAGUACACCAAUUCGGGAACGAAAUAAUAUGAGCAACGUAAUCUGACUCCUUAUAAAACUUAGCUACGUUAGAAUUAUCAAAUAGACUCAUUGUAGCAUAAUGGGAAGCAGGUCAUGAAAGACAUUUUGUUUGAAUGGAAACUGCAUCAAUAUAACGAUGAGCAAUAAACACAUGUGUUAAUGUUACAAACAUGACAAACUCUCGCCU